Messenger RNA from Solenopsis invicta (red fire ant), 3468 nucleotides. It is a transcript of the gene CenG1A, whose product is annotated as centaurin-gamma-1A. The coding region runs from base 232 to 2379 and encodes 715 amino acids. The transcript has 13 exons. Gene Ontology annotation, cellular component: nucleus. The record is from RefSeq and is a predicted model, not a curated record. Lineage: Eukaryota; Metazoa; Arthropoda; Insecta; Hymenoptera; Formicidae. Gene Ontology annotation, molecular function: GTP binding; protein binding; GTPase activator activity.
AAUCGCGAAUGUAUGUACAUAUCACAUAACCAACGUCGCUGACCUCGACCCCCGACCGAUAAUGUUUAUAAAUAUUGGAAUUUGACAUAUGUUACAUGCACCAGCGGCAACUUCGUCAGAACCUCACAAGAACCUACCUGUCUUCGGUGACGUACGCGCGAUGCACUUCAAAGCUAUGCCGUUAAUGUGAUAGAUCGUCGCCAAAGAAAAUCGGACGUCGAAGAAGAAAAAAUGACAACUGGCCAGAGUGGACACGAUCAUUCUCUCGCUAUCAGACAGGAAAUACAACGUUUUGAGAGCGUUCAUCCGUCGAUAUAUGCCAUUUACGAUCUGAUUGAGCUCGUGCCCGACGCGCAUAUUGCUAAGCAAAUUCGCGAGCAUGUUGUGGCGAUAGAGGAUUCCUUCGUUAACAGCCAUGAAUGGACAUUGGCGAGGGAUGUCCCUGAAUUGCACUUGGGAAUCAUUGGUUCCUCAGAUUCAGGGAAGUCUGCUCUCGUUCACAGGUAUCUCACUGGUUCAUUCAUGCACGAGGAAUCACCAGAAGGUGGUCGUUUUAAGAAAGAAAUCUUUAUAAAUGAUCAAAGUUACCUUCUCUUGAUUAGAGAUGAGGGUGGGGUGCCAGAGGCUCAAUUUUCAGCUUGGAUAGACGCUUUAUUACUUGUAUUCAGCUUAGAAAAUGAAGAGAGUUUCUCUAUAGUUUGCAGUUUUUACAAUAGAAUGUGUUCUUUUCGGAAUAUGUCAGAAGUACCAAAAAUACUUGUAGGUGUACAAGAUUCAAUUAAUGACAGCAAUCCUCGUGUCAUAAAAGAUGUCAGACCACGGAAACUGGCUUGUGAUUUAAGAUGCCCUUAUUAUGAGACAUGUGCUAUUUAUGGUUUAAAUGUUGAGAGAGUAUUUCAAGAUGUGUGUCAAAAAAUAAUACAGAACAUAUCGGUGAAGAAUUUUUCAUGCGACGUGUGCCAACAUGCUACAGAGAAUGACGUUAAAUUUGCAGUCCCUGCUAUUACUAAAAAUAUGCAAUCUCAUAACAAAGAUACAGAAACUACGAAUUCCUUGAAAGUUUCAGAAAAAGAUGGAAAUGAGGAUUGCAGAUCCAUUCAUAAUAGUUCAAACGACUCGUCACUGCUGAACGAUAAUUUUCAUAACGUACAGAAUCAACAUGGAGAACUGCGUUCGUCAAUUUUAACACCAACAACCAUCAGAAAAUUUAGAAGAAAAUCGAAUAUAUUUACACCUUCUAAAAAGGAGAAGUACAUGGGCGAAAUGGGUGUUGGUAGAGAAAUACCAGUGAAACAAGGUUAUUUGUUCAAACGAAGCAGCAAGUCGUUGAAAGAGUGGAAGAAGAAAUAUGUCACGUUAUUAGAGGAUGGUCGUUUGACGUAUCAUUCGAGCCUACAUGAUUACAUGAACGAUACUAAUGGCAAAGAAAUACUUUUGCAAUACGUUACUGUGAAGGUACCUGGUAAAACGCCAAAAGGUUCUAAGUCGUACAAUGCUCAAGAUAGUUUUGAAUUUUCUAUCAUCUCUUUGGAGAACAAAACUUGGCAUUUCGAGGCAAACAAUGCCGAGGAGAGGGACAGCUGGAUUGCUGCGAUAGAACAGCAAAUACUAUCAAGCUUGCAAAAUAGCGAUGGCGACAAGAAAAAUGAAACUGACGCUUUCAAAAUGCACUGCAUAAAGAACAAAGUUUCGGGGAAUGAUGCAUGCGUUGACUGUGGUACACCGAAUCCUGAUUGGGCCAGCCUUAAUCUAGGCGUUUUAGUGUGCAUCGAAUGCUCCGGUAUUCAUAGAAACUUAGGUUCGCACAUAUCUAAGGUACGAUCCUUGGAUUUGGACGACUGGUCCGCAGGUCACCUAAGCGUCAUGCUGGCUCUCGGCAACGAUAUAGCCAACAGUAUUUGGGAAUAUUGUUUAAACGGAAAACAAAAACCUGUCUCGGAUUCGUCUAGGGAAGAGAAGGAGCAGUGGAUCAGAUGGAAGUAUGAGGAUAAACUCUUUCUGCCGCCGAUCAAUCCGAAUAUCUCUUUAGGAAAAUUGCUCAUCGAUUCGGUUUGCCGAGGCGACAUGAGAGCGUUUACGUUAUGUUUGGCGCGCUGUAAUUACGAGGACAUCAAUAUUUCAGUCAGCACGGAGGAUCUACGAACGCCGUUACAUUUGGCCUGCGCAACCGGGAAUUUGGCAAUGGCGCAACUUUUAAUAUGGCAUAAAGCGAAUCCGCAGAAUCUGGAUCAUGAAGGACGGACGUGCAUGUCGUACGUACGAGCGCUGGAAAGAACGCUUGACAAUUCGUCGGACUCAAUGGAAAUGCAAAAGCUACUCGAAGUACUGGAACAAGCCAGCGUCUCCGGGAUGGAUGACGUCGACACAUCUCAGUAUUAAAGUUCAAAAAAAUAUGCCUUAAUCACCCUGCCUGCAUUUUCCGUAGUACGUUGUUGAUAACUGUGUACUUAUUAUAAAAAAAACCAAUGCUUCGUUUAGCGAUUUACGAGAAAGAAAAAAAAAGCUUUUAAAUGAUAUUUAUUCCAGACAACCGCACAUUGAAAGAAAUCGAAUUGUAAUAUUGAUUAAUUCGAGUAGAGCGUUAAUUUUAUAUCAUGUAAAAAAAAGUUUUUAUCACGUGUGACACUCAUUUUAAUAUCAAUUACGAAAUUCAUCUCGAAUUGAAUGAGGAAUUUUAAAUGCAAUAUACUCUUGUACAUUAAUUAAUAAUUCUUUAAAAAAAAAAAAAUAUAUAUAUAUAUAUAUAUAUAUAUAUAUAUAUAUAUAUACAUACACACAUCGCAAUACAAUAAUUUAAUAAGAUUUGUGUCGAUCACGGAGAAAUGACUAAUAGCAUGCUCGAGUGUAUAUUGUCAAUGACUGAGAGUACAAACACUCAUAAAUGUAGUUAUAUUUAUACAUCUAAUACAUGUAACUGUAUUUGAAGAUUUAUGAGAUUGCUUUUAUAUAUAUAUAACUUUUUAUUUUAUUAAUUAUUAAUUAAAUGUUCGAUUACAUCACGUAUCCUAUAUGUCCUAUUUAUUAAAAAUUACACCAAUUCUGAAAUUUUUAUUCAUUUUUUGAAAUUCAGGAAUGUAUCUUAUAGUUUCCUAAACUUCACCAUUCUGGAUAUUGCGUUUAUACUAUAAACCAUUUCCUCUUGUACGUUUUCAUUAUCUGAAAAAAAUAUAUAAAAUAAAGUUAGUAGAAUUAAAUUUUAUUAUAUAGCACAAUUUCUUAUUUUUUAUCGAUUUGAUAUUUUUGAAUUUGUUGUUUGCUUUACCAGAAGUAGAAUAUAUAUUUGUUGGAAAAAUAGGAAUUUUGCUGUAAUAAUAGGUUGUAGUCGUUAGCUCUGAUGCGGCAGAAUGAGACAAAACAGAAGCUUUCAAUACAGAGGGAUUCCUGAAAUAAGAUACGCAGUGUGUUUUAUAGUAUUUACUACAGUUUUGUAUUAUUUCACACGCAAAUAAAAUUUUUUUUUGAAAAUUA